This is a messenger RNA of Strongylocentrotus purpuratus (purple sea urchin), 7260 nucleotides long. RefSeq names its product vasculin. NCBI's taxonomy places the organism in Eukaryota, Metazoa, Echinodermata, Echinoidea, Camarodonta, Strongylocentrotidae. Gene Ontology annotation, molecular function: RNA binding; DNA binding. Bases 1075 to 3156 code for a protein of 693 amino acids. The record is from RefSeq and is a predicted model, not a curated record. The transcript is spliced from 12 exons. Gene Ontology annotation, biological process: positive regulation of DNA-templated transcription; DNA-templated transcription. Gene Ontology annotation, cellular component: nucleus.
CUAGCGAUAACAUCCUCCAUGUUGCUUUGCUUUAUGCCAAUGCAUGCUCGAGAUAGGAAAAACCACACAACAACAAAACGCGGAAUUGAUUGAAUAUUUUUGUUUCACUGACGAUUACAGUUGAAAAAUUCAUCGAUAUACUACAAAUUGACCAGCUGCUGAUUCUAUAAAAUAUUUUCACCCAUUUAAGCUGAAAGAAACCAGUCGGAAGAUUUUUUGAGGUAAUAACAUCCAUUUUGGUGAACAAAUUGACCCAGCCACUCGCUACUCAGAAGUCAACAUUGAGCUGUAAAAGUGGAUCAUCAAUGCUGAAGGCAGCAGGCAUAUAUUCUAUCUUCACUCUGACAAGAAGUGGAAAAGAAAAGAUGGCUGCAUAAUUAGAGCUCAACUCAACGCAAGCCAUACGUUAACCAGCAAAGUAUUCCAUACCAUCCCAUUAUUUUUCAAAAAGUGCUAGCAGAAAGAGAUAUGGAAGAAAAUAUAUAGGCUUUUCCUUGCUCUCUAGAAGAUCGAGCAAUAAUAAUCUUUAUUUAGUCAAGUUUCUAAAGUUGAUAUUGCACAACAGCUUGCAGAAGAUGAAUUGACAGUGGUCUUAGACAAAUCAGAAUAGUCGUUGUUGGAUAGAAUCAAGAAAUAUCACCAAAUUGUAUAGAUUAAAUACAGGAUGCUAAAGUUGUGAAGUCGCAAGCCGACAGAUAUGAAAUGCUCAUAAACGAAAUAGAUAGUUAUCUUAAAAGUGUAGUAACCCUUCAGCGAUUCGAUGUGAGCUGACGCCAAUCCCAACAUCAUUCUGCUUUCAGUCAACUGUAUUUUUGCGAGAAAAAUCCCUCGUCUUCCAUUUUUUCUACAAACUGAUCCUUGAUCCGGACAUUAAGAUGGGGAGGUAACCAAAAUAAAAGUUAGUUACAUUGUGUAGCUGGACGUGUUUCCAGACUAUUUCCUUCUCCAGUGUGAGCGAGAAAGAAAUUGCUUGUGCCUGAUAGACUGAUCAUUAGCUGAGAAGCCAAAGGUGAUAACUGGUUUUUCCUGCGCUGUUCUGCUGAUUCGUUCUCAGGCCAGGAGGACCAGUAUGGUAUGCCAGUGGCUACCAUGGCCAACCCUCCUGAGCAUGACUUUGCUCCAUCUUGGCUCAAGAUCCCCAAUGACAACCAGCUUAUAGCGAAACCUCAUUCAGACCACCACAGAGCAGGCUCUAAGUACCCCUCCCCACACCCUGAUGGGGGUCGGCAGCGUAGCAGACACCCCUCUAACGAGUCCUUCCCAGGCUUCCCUCCUAACCACACCCAGCAACCCAACAUCCAUGGAUACCGGAGCCGAGAUGAGAAAAGAUUCCGACCAGGACCCCGCUACCACUCACUAGAAGACCCCCUGCGUCACUCAGAGCUUCCCAGCGCUUAUGCACCCCUCAACCAGAACAAUGGCUUCCUUCCCCCACCCCCUUCCAUGGGCUACUUUCCCUCUUCUCUGGACUAUAGUUUCAACCCCAAGCGUGGCGGACCUCCGCCCCUCCACCACAACCUCAACCGGCUCGACCCUCACGGCUACCACCAUGGAGGCAGGAGCUACGGUGGUGGUGAUGGGGGGCGUGGUCGGUACGGAGGAGGAGGCAGUAGGCAUGGGCGUGGCGGAGGCGUGAACGGCAAGGCUGGUCCUGAGAACGGGGAAUCUAAUGGUGUGGAGAAUGGAGGGGGAGGAGGAGUUAGGAAAGGUGAUGCAGCCAGUGCCAAAGGAGAUGAAGGGAAAACAAAUGGAGACAAAAGUGCCUUAUCUAGUCAUGACUUUCCCUCAUUAUCUGGCGAAGCUAACCGUGAAGUCAAAAAGGAAUCCUCAAAACCUGCUGGAGCAUGGGAGAAACGGCCGGGUACCUCCAACAUCAGCAUAGGCGGCAAGAAACUGCAACUUGUUCAGAAAUCAAUAACAGUCAGCGACUUACCAACUACCAAUGGCUCCCAGCCCACAGCAGGCAAGAUGUCGCCCUCUGGUGUCAACGGUGUAAGCAACCUGACGUCGGGUAGCAAGGUGGGCGGGAUGCAGCAGGCGGUGCAGAACAAGGGAGCCAAGACAGGGCGUGGGGCAGUGCCCCUCUCCUCGGUCAGCUCCGGUGUCUACAAGUCGCUCGUCCCCAAGUCCUCUGCUCCUACAAAGGCCACCACACCAAGGAAAGCCAUUGCGAAGGAAGUGGUUAUCCGCCCAGCUCCUGUCAUCAGUAAUAAAGACAAGUCAGCACUUCCUCUCACAUCAUCAUCCUCAUCAUCACCAUCACCGUCAUCAUCAAUGUCCUCCUCCACCUCCUCCUCUUCAUCUACAUCAUCGUCGACGUCUCUGCCAUCGCCGUCGGGAAACGCAGCUUCAUCACAACCUUCCUCCAACCCUCCAGUGAAAGAGCAGGGCUCUCCGCGCUCCACCUCUGCCAUAGACAUUCCCACCCCUCGCAUGGUGACUGUGUCAAAGGUCAAGCGGACGGACAAGGUUGACUUCCUGAAGGAGCUGCGUCGCACCGGGAGCGUGGACUCUCCAAGGUUACCGCUCAGUAGCGAGCCUCUGGUCAAUGGCAUUGACCACUACACAAACAACCACAAUGACCAAUCUGGUCACUAUCACAACUACAAUAGGUCUUCCACCAAGCAGUACGAAAAGACAAAUGCUACCACGAUUUACCAGCAACCAGACCCCUUUGAAGAUUUAGACAUAGUCGAGCCUAGACAAGAUACUAUAAUCAACAACCAACUACCCAUCAGCAAGUGCAAUGGCCAUUACGACAAUGAAGGCCAGAAUGACAAGGACGUCGAUGACAACCUUGACUUGGUCACCAACAAUGGCCGUAUGGACAUGCCCCUCAACGAGCAGAACCUCCUGGACUGUCAACCGAUGGAGCUUUCCAGUAGUUUAGAAGCAGAGAAAAGGUUACUGCAAGAGAUGGGUUGGCAUGAGCACAGUGACAAUGAAGAAGGAUACGCACCGAUCACUGAAGACGAACUCAAGGAGUUCAAGAUCAGGUCACAACAGAUGGGUAAGAAUGGUUUCAGUCGUCCCGCUCAGCCCAUCAUCCUCAACCUCAUCCCUCAUCCUGUCAUGAACGCCAUGACGACCAUGGCGAUCGAAGACGCAGAGCUCAGCUCCUCCUCCGAUGAGUCCUCGGAUGAUGAUGACUUAUAGUAGCGGCUGGCCUCUCCUUCAGUAUGAACCGAUCGGUGGUCUUUCUUACGUAAUGGAACAGAACAUUUUGCUCUUCAUCGUCGACGAAUCAGUGCUUCUCUCUGAUGCAAAUCCUUGCAAUACAUCCACGAUAAAUAACUCUGUGCCUCAUGAAUGCAACAGUAUUUUGUGUUCAUACAGUUUGUUCGGUGUGUUUGUUUCAUCUUCUGGAAAUCAAUGUUUGGAAUAUUGAUAGGACAGGAGCUGUGCACCUUUUUCAUUACUAACAAGGAGGUCAGAAAGUGACAGUGGUUCAAAAACAAUUGAGUACUGAAAGAUCAUAUCUCAAUUGGUCUUGUUCGUUUUUUAUGAGUGAAUUCCACUUCAUGAUAACCACUUUCAGCAGCAGUGGAAAAUAUGUUUACAAGUUGAUAAAUGAAAAGAAUGUUUUGCACACAUGCUCACCUUAAUAAAUGCCCACGAAAUGCUACCAAUUUAUUUCCCAUGAAGGGGUUCUUUCAGUUACAAGUUGGGCAAUAUAAUUGUAAAACGGACCAGGUAUGUUUGAUGGUAUUUUGUUAAGGAAAAGAAUAAUAGUGACAAUAAUUUGCCUUUUUGUAAACAUUGGCUCUAAAUACAAGCUUUACAGAGUUGUUUAUUUUCAUUAGUGUCAGGUGACUUAUGAACAUGUCAUGUGACUUGGAUGGUAACUUAUCCUUUCUUGGGCAUACAGACUGAUACUCUCACCUGCUAUCAAAUAUUAUCUUUUUGUUUACCAUUCAAAAUAUCAAGAUGUAGCUUGUUAUUUAACACAGUCUGCCAAAGGUCACGGCCCCAGUACACCGUUCACUUUGCUUACAAAUGAAGAAAAGCACAACGAUAGUAAAAAGUAAACAAAUAUAAAAAAGGCUUCACUUAAUUUGUAUCUCUCACACACAGAUGCUUUUAUUGUGAGAUAAACACAAUCUGCUAAAGUGUACUUUCUGCAGAUAACAAUAUGGAAACAGAUUGUAUUUUCUAGUUUUGUAACAUAUUCUUCCCCAAGUGCUUACUUUUAAUGUUUGACAAACAUUGUCAUCAUUUAACUAUGUUUAUAUGAAGAAAAGGAAAAAGAAAAGAUGAAGGGAGCAGAGAAAAGACAAAGGGAGUGAAAGGAAUCAUGUUGUAUCUUCCAAGAAAAAAAUCUAUAUAUAUAUCAUACUUGUACUUCCAAUCAUACGGUGUGUCUUUUUUGUACUGAAACAAAAGUUUUUAUUGCAAUUUUUAAAAUGAACCAUUUUUCUACAUCAAUCUGAUUUCUUACUGAUCUCUUCGUUCAAUUUCUGCGUGUUUUCAUUCAUGGAUCAUACGUCUGAUUUUUCACUGAUCUGUUUGUUGAAUCUCUCAUUGUUUGCAUACAUUAGUCAUUUUAUUCAGUGUUUUUCAUAUUAUGCCAACAAGUUUUCCAGAUCAAAUAGCAUUUUGUCUGCAAUAAUACUGUAAAACUGGAAACGUUUGCGAGCUCGAGAUGUUCACGAAUUUCAACCACAACUAACACAAUGCUAAUUUUGUUGGCGAUUCACAAUAGUUUCUGCUGUAGAAAUCUCUCAUCGUUUACAAUUUGUGACAGUUUCCGGUGUUAAAGUAAUAUAGGGUAUUUUAUCUGUUUGUUAGUGCUUGUAAAAAUGCACUUUGAAGUAGAACGCUUAUAGCUUGUUUUGCUUACUGAUAUCAAGCUUUGUUUACAAUUUUGAGCAAAAAGUUCACCCCCCACCCCCACCCCCAGAAAAAGUACAAUUCUCUGUGAGGGCUAUUUCAGUAGAUUGAGUAUCUUCUCCCAAAACUGUCGGAUGAGUCGCCGCUUACAUCCUGUUGAAACGCAUGUUAUGAAAUUAAUAAGUGUUUGCACUUUCAACAAGAUGGCGGUGAAGUUGAGACGGCCGUCUGGGGUCAGAUUGCUGAGAGCUCCUGCAUUUUCAGUUGAAGACUGGUAUCUUCUAAUUAGGAGGGGAUAUUACUAAUAAAAGCAUUUUAUGAAUGAGAUAAGUGUUUAUUAUCUUUUUAUUUAAUUCAAGAAAAGGGCAGUUUAUGGUUUAAAACAAAAUCCGACCCAUGCUAGAAAUAUAUUAGUUUAGAUUAGAUCACUUUAUUGCUAUCCCAAAUUCAGAGUCAAAACAAAUUAACUGAUUUAACAGGAUCAAGUCGCACCUUUAAUUAUGCCCUGAUCUCUUUAUAAAUUGGAAUCGAUUGAUAUUGCAUAUUGCCUGUGUGAUAAAACUAAUGCACCUUGAUAAUAAAUUGAACACAGGCAAUUUACAGUUUCACAUCAAGAGCAAUUUGUUUUCUUUUCAUGUAAAAUAUUUGUGUGUGGAAAUACCUUGUUGCCAGCUUACACAAAACGAUUGAAGUGUCUUUCCAAAGAGUUUACGCUUCUUACAGGAGACACAAGAUGGACGAGAAUAAAGGAAAAUGUGUAAAUCCAUGAGACAAAUAGGAAGAGCAGAAUAGGUUACACCGAAUUAUGAUGAUUUUAGAGGAGAACUGACCGCCUAGAUUGUUAUCUGAAGCAACGUUGAGAGGACUAUCUAUGUUGGUAUAAAUUUAUUUUUUUGUUGAUGGAUUUUAUUCUUAUUGUGUCUUACCAGUGAUUCUAUCCAGAUGUGCUUUAUUGUAAAGUAAUAAUUGUCUUUGGUUUUGUCGGAUGAGGAAGUACUGAUCUUGCAGAUCCAAUUAACAUUGAGGUACUCAUGGAUGGACAUUAAACCGGGAGGAAUUUAUGGAGCCUUAUAAACUAAAUGAAAUGGUCAAGCUGACCUACGACAUAUGAUUUAUUUUCCAGAAACAUGUGUAUAUUUUUUCUUUUCAAAUGCUAUUGUGUAGAGUUUAUCCGGGAAAAUGUGAGAUUUUGGGGGUGUUUUUUCCUUUUUCUGCUGGACUUACUUGCUUCAUUUUUUAUUGUCAAAAAACUAUUUUCAUUGUCACCUCAUUUUGUUAUGAUAGAUCUGUUGUUGUUGAUACAAUUAUAGAGUGAUUCCAGUAGACACUGAGGUUGUGUGUUGGACACAGAAAGGACUAACUGUUCAAAGAUUCAAAAGCCCUUCUUGUACUCAUGCUAACGACUUCUAACAACGUUUAUUUACGCUCAUCAUUAAGCAAGUCUUCUUGUAACCAGCAAUACCUUUUUUUUGUCAGCAAGUCUUGGACAAAGCUCUCUCCUUAUUUGCAUCAAAUCAUCACUUUCAGUUUAGUGUUGUAUUUGACAUUUUGUUUACUUUAUACGAUAACAACAACAACAACAGAAGAUUAGCAAUCGAAGAUCUAAGACCAUUGACCACAUUCAGAGUUAUACUUACAUUCAAAUGGUUGGUGUUUUGAUCUAGAAGUAUUGCCAAGUUAUGAUGUAUUUAACGAAAAAGACCUUUGAGAGGAAAAUAAUGAAUGCUUUCACCAUUUAAACUUUGUUCAGUUCAAAGCUAUUUGUUUUGUUCCUUUUUCUGUUUAAGGCAUUGUUUUCAUUUGCUAUCUUUUUUGUGUGUCUUCUUGUUCUAUUUUUAUUGUAACAAAAUAUUGAGUUUAUUUUAGGCAACAAUCCAGUUUGCCUCGUUUGUAUACAAACAUUACAGGAGUGUUUAUUUGAUGUUAAGUUGCGAUAAACAACAUGUUUUCUCAACUUAACAAAUUCUCCAAGAGUUCUCUACAUGAUCUUGCUGGGAAUUGUAUGGAGGUUGAACAACUGUAUUUUUGAUGAUGCAAGUAAAAGAAAGACAUCAAUUGUUAUGUUCUUCAAAUGAAUGAAAAUUCUUGACAUGGUAGGAAUGCCUGUGUAGUUUCAAAUAUUAUUUGUGUAAACUAUGUGUGAGGAUUUUAAAGAAAGAUCAUUUAUGUUCUGUGUCCAAGAUAAAAACCAGGGCACAGACUUCAGUCAAACUUUUAUCUCUGAACAAAAUAAAUGAGGCAUAAGAAAUGUUGCUGUUUUAUACAGAUGAAAGAGUCUAAGAGAAAAAUAUGAGUGGAAAAUACACAAAGAUGAAUAUUAUUGAGAGAAUAACUUGAUGACACAUUAUGCAUCUGCACAAUGUAAUGAUUCUCUGCUGUUUAUGAUGAAAAGUGUCUCAAUAAAUGAAAAGAAAGUUUGUUAAAUCUUGA